Molecule: messenger RNA, 2040 nt
Organism: Aspergillus campestris IBT 28561
Lineage: Eukaryota; Fungi; Ascomycota; Eurotiomycetes; Eurotiales; Aspergillaceae
Gene: lcb2
Product: putative serine palmitoyltransferase 2
Exons: 1
Coding region: 1-2040 (679 amino acids)
Biological process (GO): sphingosine biosynthetic process; ceramide biosynthetic process
Cellular component (GO): serine palmitoyltransferase complex
Molecular function (GO): pyridoxal phosphate binding; serine C-palmitoyltransferase activity
Source: RefSeq, a predicted model, not a curated record
AUGCCUCGUCGAUCUGUUGGUUCUUCCUCCGCUCAAGACCCCUCCGGCUCGCCGUCUUUUUCUCCCUCCUCCACCUCCUCCGGGAAGCGCGGUAUUGCGACUCAAUCGUCCUCCGUCAAGCCCAAUCGCUUCGUUCAGUUCUUUUCCGCCUCCCCGAAACCCAAGGCUGACGCGACUGCCCCUCGACAGACCGCUAGUGCCAAUUCACAGCCUCCUGCCUCCGCUCCUCCCAUCAGCUCAGCCUCCCUAUCGCUGCCGACGAUCUCGCUCUCCACCGCCACCGCGGACAAUCCCAACAUGGACGAGCCGCCCACUACGCUCUUCCAGCCCCCUUCGCCGGAGCAGGCCCGUCGCCUGGCGAAGCAGCAUGCGCAAUUCGGGCCCAUCGGUCAUCAAAGCCACCGCUAUUCGAGUCGACAUCCUGGCGGUGUCUUCCCGGAGCCCGUCAUGGACGAACCGCCCUAUUACUAUCUGCUCACCACCUACAUCAGUUACCUAAUCCUAAUUGCUUUUGGGCACGUCCGUGACUUCUUCGGGAAGCGCUUCCGCGAAGAGCAUUAUCGCCACCUGAAGCCGCAGAAUGGCUACGGGGCCUUGAAUAGUGACUUUGAUAAUUUCUACGUCCGCCGCUUAAAAUUGCGCAUCAACGAUUGCUUCGAACGCCCCGUGAUCGGCGUGCCCGGCCGGUACAUCACCUUGAUGGACCGGUCCACUAAUGACCACAAUAAGCAUUUCUACUUCACCGGAACCACCACCGACACCCUGAACCUCAGUUCGUAUAACUACCUGGGCUUCGCCCAAUCCGAAGGCCCCUGCGCCGACAUGGCCGAGGAGGCGAUCCGAAAAUACGGCAUCGUCUCUCCCAGCACCCGCGCCGAAGUCGGCUCGCAGGAUCUGCACGUGGAAGUGGAGGAUCUAGUAGCCAGAUUCGUGGGCAAGGAAGCCUCGAUGGUCUUCUCCAUGGGUUUCGGAACCAAUGCCAAUGUCUUCCCCGCUUUGGUGAGCCGGGGCUGUCUCCUCAUCUCGGACGAACUCAACCACGCGUCGAUCCGCUUCGGCGCCCGUCUGUCCGGCGCGUCGAUCGCCAUGUUCAAACAUAAUGACAUGAAGGAUCUGGAGAUCAAACUGCGUGAGGCAAUUAGCCAAGGACAGCCGCGCACGCACCGCCCGUGGAAGAAGAUCUUGGUCGUGGUCGAGGGCCUCUAUUCCAUGGAGGGAUCGAUGUGCAACCUCCCCGGCCUGAUUCUGUUGAAGCGACGUUACAAGUUCAACCUUUUUGUCGACGAAGCCCAUUCUAUCGGCGCCAUUGGUCCCCGCGGGCGCGGCGUCUGUGACUUCUUCAGCGUCGAUACCAGCGAAGUGGAUGUCUUGAUGGGGACCCUCACCAAGUCCUUUGGCGCCAACGGAGGUUACAUCGCGGCGGAUAAGGCGAUGAUUGACACCCUGCGCGCAACCAACUCGGGCGUUCUCUACGGAGAGUCUCCGGCGCCGGCGGUGCUGUCGCAGAUCUCCUCGGCGCUGCGGCUUAUCAGCGGCGACAUCGUCCCCGGCCAGGGUGAAGAGCGGCUACAGCGAUUGGCCUUCAACUCUCGUUACCUGCGUCUCGGAUUGAAGCGUCUUGGUUUUAUAGUGUACGGCCACGACGAUUCGCCUAUCAUCCCUGUUCUCCUCUUCAACCCGGCCAAGAUGCCUGCCUUCUCCCACGAAAUGCUUCGACGCAAGAUCUCCGUGGUCGUCGUCGGUUAUCCGGCUACCCCUCUGGUCUCCUCCCGAGCCCGGUUCUGCGUCUCGGCCGCCCACACGAAAGAAGACCUGGAUCGGGUCCUGGCUGCGUGUGACGAAAUCGGAAACGCGUUGCAACUCAAGUUUUCGACCGGCGUUGCUGGGGGCGCCUUGCCGCCCACCGACGAUGUGAAGCCGUCUCCCGAAAUGCUGAAACACCAGCGUCGUCAUCAGAGCAGCACCGUCAUCCCGCCGCGCUGGCGGCUCGAAGAUGUGAUCAAGCGUGGUGUUCAAGAUGUGCAGACGCCGUUGUACUAA